GCUGUGCGUGCGGUAGGCGGAACCCGGGCACUCUUCACAUCCCACUUUUGAGACGAUUACGAGAACAAUUUAGUGAGAAACGCAUUACGUUAACGCAGUUUGGAGGGAAGGCGGACGGACGUAGUGGACAGAGGCAAGAAGACACGCCACGGUUCGAGGCAGAGCCGAGCACCGAGAGGAGGCAAGAGCUGUGUGGAGAUAUUUGGAGUUGGAGGAGGACACUGGUACUUCUCUGAUCUCAGGAAGACUUCACUCUCAGAGCACUUUUCAAACACUUGCACAGCCUCAAACAUUGACACAUUUCAACAGAUUUGUUAUUACAUACACACCGAGGCACCAGAGCAGAUAUGAGUGAAGAUAAACCAGGCGAUACUAUGGAUACUGCCCCGGCUGAGGUGAACGCUAUUCCUAACGGGAAAGGCCAUGAAGCCGGGGAGGAGAUCACAGCGUCGGCCAAAACACCACCUGCAGAGGCCGGUAGAAAUGAAACGAUACCCAAUAGUGCCCAGAAUGCUAGUCCCCACAGAACUGAGAAUACAGAAGCCAACCUCCCAGAGAACCAGGAGUUCCUCUCAGGCUUAGACGACAAGAAGACCACUCGCUUUACAGAUUUUGAGGGGAAAACCUCUUUUGGGAUGUCCGUCUUCAACCUGGGCAAUGCGAUCAUGGGUAGUGGAAUCCUGGGACUGGCAUACGCCAUGGCCAACACGGGGGUCGUCCUGUUUUUGGUCCUUCUAACAGUGGUGGCAGUCCUCUCAUCAUAUUCCAUCCACUUACUGCUAAAGUCAUCUGGUAUUGUAGGUAUCCGUGCGUACGAGCAGCUCGGCUACAGGGCCUUUGGGACACCGGGGAAGAUGGCGGCAGGUAUUGCCAUCACGCUGCAGAACAUUGGAGCCAUGUCCAGUUACCUGUACAUAGUCAAGUAUGAGUUUCCUUUGGUCAUCCAGGCCUUUCUAAAGCUGGAUAAACCUGCAGGUGAAUGGUACAUGAACGGGAACUACCUCGUGAUGAUCGUGUCUGUGGCAGUAAUAUUACCACUGGCUUUCAUGAAACAGCUAGGAUACCUGGGAUACACCAGUGGUUUCUCCCUGACCUGCAUGGUUUUCUUCCUCAUUUCGGUCAUCUACAAGAAGUUCAAUACCCCGUGUCCAUUUGUGGACUUUGUAUUCAAUAGCACUGCCGGUGCGCUGAAUGUCAGUGCCAUGGAUCCUGGUGGGGAUCCUGAUCCUGCCUGUAUUCCCAAAAUGGCCAACCUCAACUCACAAACGGCCUACACCAUCCCCAUCCUGGCGUUCGCCUUUGUGUGCCACCCCGAGGUCCUGCCCAUCUACACAGAGCUGCGCAAUCCCACCAAGAAAAAGAUGCAGCAUGUGGCCAACAUCUCCAUUGCAGUAAUGUACGGCAUGUACUUCUUGGCUGCCCUUUUUGGAUACCUAACUUUCUAUGGUGAAGUGGAAGCAGAGCUGCUUCACACCUACAGCCGUAUUGACCCGUAUGACAAUUUGAUUUUGUGCGUGCGUGUGGCUGUGCUCACCGCUGUCACACUCACUGUACCCAUUGUGCUCUUUCCUGUACGGAGAGCGAUCCAGCAGAUGGUGUUUCCCAACAAGACCUUUAACUGGCCCCGUCACAUCGGCAUUGCCUUCGUUCUGCUCACUUUCAUCAACUUGCUGGUCAUCUUUGCCCCCAACAUCCUGGGCAUCUUUGGGGUCAUUGGUGCCACAUCUGCCCCUUGUCUCAUCUUCAUAUUCCCUGCUGUCUUCUACAUUCGUAUUGUACCCAAAGAAGAGGAGCCAAUGCGCUCGUUCCCCAAAAUCCUGGCCGCCUGUUUUGCUGGGAUAGGCGUCCUGUUUAUGAUAAUGAGCUUGAGCUUUAUCAUCAUUGAUUGGACAUCGGGCAGCAGCAAAGCCGUCAGUGGUCACUAGGCACCACCUUCCACUUUUAUUUUCUUUCAGGUUUUAUAUUGUUGAUUUUAGAUCUGUGUUGUAAUGUUACAGUUUUUACUUUGAAUGAUGUUUGACGUUGAAGAUGCCCUAUUGUUUCCAUCAGAGAAUAUUGGCCACAGAGAAGGAGUCUAGAGUUCAGGAUGGCUCUCAAUUUCUCCACAAAAGCUAUCGCUCUAAUGACAUUACACUGCACUGUACAUCCUGCCAAACAGUGACUGCAGUUCCAGGCCAGUAGACUUUCCUGGAAAGUUGAUAAUAGGUUGUUGACAUUUGGAGGCUGUGCCUUGUGAGAUGGAUGUAAAAAAGAAUAUAGACGUAACAAUAUAGAAAGCUGCUGUCUUUAUAUGCCUGUCCCUGUGUUGGUUGUGAGCAUCUGCUGCCCCUGGCCUACCCUGUCGUCUCCCUAACAUGAUCUGAACACUGCUACUUAGACUAUAAUACACAAUCUGUGGCACCUCAAUUUUACCUGAUGAAGGACAAAAAUCUAUUGAAUGAUAGACAUGAUGUUUAUUAUUAUUAAGUUAUUUGAAUAACUACAUAUUUGCCACUCAGUUAAACAUUUUCUGGAAAUACGCUAACCCACGUUGUUGCAGAGGAGAUUGAUACCAAUCAGCUGGUUAGCUUAGCAUAAAGACUGGAAAAUGUUGAACUGUUUCUUUAAAGUGUGCAGCCUUUAGCUCUUACUCCCCUUGGUUGAGCUGCUAUUAUUGUUAUUUUAAGGUUUGGAGGUGUUCACAUUCCCACCUCUGACAGAGCAGGGUGAAAGACAACAGAACAUAUGUGGUAUGGUGUUGUGAGCACAUUUAUCAAAACAUUCCUACACAAUAUGAUCUAGAUGUAUAUUUUUUAUUAUGAAUCACUACUUGAUGAAAACCUCAAAAGAUGCAGUAUAGACUGAUGACAUGAUCCUCAGGUGAGAGGCAGGUUUCAGGUUAUGAGCGUUGUUAAAUGGUUCUUGGCUGACUAUAUCAUUACAUUAAACAAUGCCUGUAUUGUACACAGAGUUUCCCUCCAGUAUUACUGUGUAUGUGACGUGAUCGAUGACACUGGAGACUUCAUCAGUUGGAUUGUUCAAGUGAUAAAUGAAAUGAAAAAGAAGAAAGUUACGGCUCAGUGUUCUUAAUGAUCGAGCAGGGACGAGUUUUACCUGGGUGAGGUGUUGUUUCUGAACAUUUACUGGAAGUAAUCAGAGAUAACCAAAACAACAAAACAACAACAGGGUCACUUCAGCAAAGUCACUUCAUGAAGUGGUUAGUAACAGUUUGGUGACUAAAUAUUUCUGUGUCUAGCACAAACUUGAUCCCUAACAGAAAUGGAAUAACUUCUCUUUAACAAUCUUGACUAGUUGUUGGUUAGCAGGAGCACUUUCUGUUUGAUAAGCACAACUUCUUUUAGCCAUUAAUAAAUUGAAACACAAGAAAAUGAUUUAUGAGAAAUUCACAUAUUCGAUAGAUGUGAUUUAAGGGCAUGUACCUUUUGUAUAACAAAAUAUUUGGUGAAGUAAUCAAUCUAAUGUAGAUUACAAGAAAAUGUAACGUAUCGAUGGUAUAAUAUGGAUGUCUUCUCAAACAUUACUUGAAAUAACGUUAAGGUUAGUUCUCUUGUAAGCCCCUGCGAUCAUGAGCUUCCUCCUCUGGUCCGUUCUGUAGAUAAAACAACUAAUGAAUUGGAUGUACUGUUGGAGGUUUUUAAGUGUCCGUGUUGUUUAAAAAAAUAAAACAUGGGUCCACUGUAAUUGAACUAUAGUAUCUAUAUGCAUUAGUGUUGUUAAACCUGGACCUAUACUCUGAUCAGAAGUAUAAUUCAAGUGUUCGUCUCCUGCCAUUGAUAGAUUAACUGUUGUUUUAAACUUCAUGUUUAAUGUUUAUUCGGUUAAUCUGACCAGUGAUGAAAUGCAAAACCUGCUAAUGAUUGAUUUUAUGUUCUUUUUAUUCUCAUAAUUGUCAUUUGUAGUCAGUUGCGUAUAAUCAGUGGUAUAGUUUGGGUCGUUUCUGACUUCCUUGCUGCUUCUUGGCAGACGGUAACCUACUAACUCGGAGUUGUUAGUGAGCUGGUGUACUUGCCUACUUUACAAUAUAUUUUUAAUGAUAAACUCUGUUACACCGGACUACAGUGAGUGAUGUAUGGGUAAGUGAGUAUUGUCCAGUCAAUUUGUUACACAAAAAACCUCUUUUAAUCCCUUUUCCCCCCCAUUGUAUCUCGAUAUUUGGUUGUCUUUAUGUAUCUGUACGCAGAGGGAAUCAUGAGAAUCAGCCACUGGGGCAUAAAGUAGUGUUUGGUGUUGUUUAACCAAUGCAAUGGUUAUAUUUAUCCCCGACUUCCUGUUCCUAGUUUGACCUUAGUGAGUUUUCCUAUGACUCGCACAUAAAAACACUUCUAAACAUCACAACACGCAAAAGGGCAGCACAGUAAGGGGAUGAUCUCUGAGGACCUCUAUUUAGAUCUCAAUGUUGUUAGUCUCCCUCUUUGUGUGAUUUAUUGUAUGAUUGAAUAGUAACAUAUUAAAUAUUGACAUUGGCCAGCAUUUAUAAAUAAUGUAUAUAAAUGUAUACCCUUUAUAUUCUAUAUGCAUAUCUAGUUUGUACAAUGUAAAUAGCAAAUUAAAGUUUUAGCCCAAUUAAAAAUAUAAAUGUAAUCAUUUUAAAAGUGCUUUUAAAUCUUUUUGUCCUUCAAUUCAUGUCGAUUUUCUUGUAUCUCUAUAUAUUUUAAUAUGUUGCUGGCAGUUGUUGUACUGUAAACAAUGUUGCAAUAAAGAUAAUGAGGUA
Molecule: messenger RNA, 4711 nt
Organism: Cottoperca gobio
Lineage: Eukaryota; Metazoa; Chordata; Actinopteri; Perciformes; Bovichtidae
Product: sodium-coupled neutral amino acid transporter 3-like
Exons: 17
Coding region: 348-1925 (525 amino acids)
Biological process (GO): asparagine transport; amino acid transmembrane transport; histidine transport
Cellular component (GO): plasma membrane
Molecular function (GO): L-glutamine transmembrane transporter activity; L-histidine transmembrane transporter activity; L-asparagine transmembrane transporter activity
Source: RefSeq, a predicted model, not a curated record